This is a messenger RNA of Eucalyptus grandis, 2184 nucleotides long. RefSeq lists its product as uncharacterized. Bases 1 to 2184 code for a protein of 727 amino acids. The transcript has a single exon. Lineage: Eukaryota; Viridiplantae; Streptophyta; Magnoliopsida; Myrtales; Myrtaceae. The record is from RefSeq and is a predicted model, not a curated record.
AUGGGGUUUUCACUGCUCCCCCAAAACUAUCGAGAACUGUGGAAAGAGUGGGAGCUGCGGUUUCUCGUCCUCCUCAGCUUGUUCCUCCAAUUGACCCUUGCGACUCAGGGCUUCCGGAGGAAAUCCAUUUACAGGUACUGGAUCCGAAUCGUCGUCUGGACGACAUACCUAUCGGCCGACUCCAUUGCGACCCUUACGCUUGGUGUCAUCUCGAACCGCCUGGCCAACAUCAAGGAAGAGAAGGGGAUGAUCGAUCCGAGGAGCCAGAUCACUGCCUUCUGGGCACCGUUUCUUCUCCUCCACUUGGGCGGGCCCGACGCAAUCACCGCCUAUGCCCUGGAGGACAAUGAGCUAUGGUUGAGGCAGUUGGCGCGACUUUGCGUCCAGGCAGGACUAGCUUGUUACAUCUACUUCAUGGCCUUGUCGGGGUCUACGCUGUCGAUAUUAGCGGUUGGCGUGAUCCUUGUGGGGUUCGUCAAAUAUGCGGAGAGGACAUUGUGUCAGUACUUGGCAAGCGAAGAUCGACUUCGAGAUUCGAUGCUUUCGCCUUCCGAUUUUGGUCCCAUAUACCCCAGGAUAAUGGAGCAAUACACUCUGAAGAAAGAGGAGGGAUACCGAGUCAGCAUUGACGAGGUCGUGGAGGUUCCGGCUCCAGAGGAUCUCUCAGCGAUUGGCGGUCAAGGCGGGGACGGAGAGAAUGCCAAGACUCUGGCCAAAGCCUAUGAAUUGUUCAAGAUCUUCAAGCUUCUCUUCGUGGGCCUUAUCCUCAACUUUGGCGACCUCGAGGCCAGUAAGCGCAUGUUCUCGAACCCUGCCAUGACCUCGGAGACGGCUUUUAAGAUAGUGGAGAUCGAGCUCGGGUUCAUGUACGAUCUGCUCUACACCAAGGCAUUAUUGCUGAACCGUGCUUGGGGCAUCGUUCGUUGCGCCAUCAGUCUCUCGGUGCCUUGUGCUGUGUUGGUAUUCUUCCUCUUACAGGAUAGGAAGGAUUACCCCAAAGUCGACGUCUGUAUCACCUUCUUGCUGAUAAGCGCGGCUAUACUUCUAGAGGUUUACUCGGUUCUUCUAGCAAUUUCAUCCGAUUGGGUUGACCACUGGCGGCUUCAGAGACCCGAGAGAUCCGCAAUUUCAUCAGCCGUGGCUUUUCUCCGGACCUGCCCGCAACAAAGAUGGUCAAAUUCCGUGGCCCAGUUCAGCCUCUUGGGAUUAUCUAUCAAGAAAAGAAACAGGAUCUUCAGCAAGUAUCCAGGGCUCGCCAAGUUAGACGAGAAGUUGGAGAAGAACUUUUGCAUCAAUUACAAAGUGUUCAAGAACAACAUCAAAGAUUGGAUCUUCCGUCACGCGAUGAAUACGGUCAAACAGCUGGCAGAAGACAACAAAUUGAAGAGCGGGUUGACGAGUCUUAAGGAGGAGGUUAACGAAGUACUGAAGAGGUUAAAUCACGAUGACCUGGACUGGAGUGUGAAAGGUAUGGACUUCGACCAGAGCAUCCUCAUUUGGCACGUCGCCACUGAGCUCUGCCACCACAAGGACCUUGUCGAGAGGGUGGGAAAAGGCCCGGAAGACGUCACAAACUUCAAGAUGAGUAAGUUGGUCUCUCGGUACAUGCUCUAUCUUUUAGUACUCUAUCCUUCCAUGUUGCCAACAGGGAUAGGGGGGCUCCGAUAUGAAGAUACUUCCGUCGAUGCUCAGAAGUUUUUCGAGGACAAGCUAGCGGUGUCGUCAAAGAAAGAAACCAGCAUCGUGAAGUGGGCGCAGAAUUUAUUCGAGAAAGGGGAGCAUGCCCACGCCAGUGGUCAUAGCUGCAAAAAGGCGCACAAGUCAGCAGAGUCGCAUGAUCUGUGCGAAGUCUGCCAUCUUCUGCUUCAAGUGGGAACUCAGCUGCCCGCCACAAAAAUACGUGGUGGCAAAAGCAGGUCGGUGCUGUUCGACGCGUGCCAUCUCGCAUCCCAGUUGAAUAACUCCGAGAUGGACUUCAGCAAUAAAUGGGACCUGAUCAGCAAGGUCUGGGCGAAGUUUCUGAUAUACGCGGCCUGCCAAAGCAAAGGCUGUGAGCACUCUGAGAGCCUGAGCAGAGGCGGAGAGCUUCUAAGCCAUGUUUGGCUUCUCAUGGGGCAUCUUGGCAUAGCGGAUCCGGUACAGAUUUCUGAAGUACAAUGCAUUACCAAACUGAUCAUGAACUAG